This is a messenger RNA of Guillardia theta CCMP2712, 1264 nucleotides long. RefSeq lists its product as hypothetical. Lineage: Eukaryota; Cryptophyceae; Pyrenomonadales; Geminigeraceae. The record is from RefSeq and is a predicted model, not a curated record. The coding region runs from base 160 to 1227 and encodes 355 amino acids. The transcript has 7 exons.
GCAGAGUUGACGAGAAGCAGGAGAGAGGAGGAGGAGAGGGAGGGAGGAGGAGAGGGAGACAGGAGGAGGGGAGAGGGAGAGAGGGGGAGAGGAGUCGAUGAGAAGAGAGUAGCAGCAAAGCCAUUAGUUUGAUCCCUAGGGGGUCUGAGGGCUGCGAGCAUGCGCCUGCUCUGCCUCUGCCUCUUCCUCUGUUGGUUUUGUCCCCCCCCGACCUCUCGAGCUUUGUCAGUCCGAGAGCUGCAGGAUGGCAUUCCCCUGGUCUCCUCCUUCAGGUCGGGGACACAGCACUUCUUCCUGAUCAAGGUCAGCGACCAGCAAGGUCGCCCCUCCCCUGUCUCCAACGCUCUCGCGACGAAGAAGCUGUCGGUGCGGGUAGAGACGAAGCUGCAGGGCGUUGUGCUUGCUCUCUGUCACGAUCAGCUUCCCUGCGGCGGCAUCGAGUGCUCGUGUCCUCGCAAGCUGUUGGACGCAGGGGACAGCGAGGACAAGUUCGAUACGGAAAGGAGCGUGGAGGUCAGCCCUUGCGACCUCCUCCGAGGCUCCUGGUACAUCUCCGUCGAGAUCCCAGCCGCAGCCGCAAGCAUCGCAGGUUCCCAGGAAUUCUCUGUAGUGGCGAAGCUGAGCGACGGGCUGGUGAGAGUGGGAGCGACGGUGAAGGAGAGGGUCUGCUGCAUGCAGAGCAAGGUGCUGUGGGUUCAGAUCUCCGAGCCCAGGAGGGGCCACGAGCUGCGCGUCAAGCUCCUCACCGACGACCGCGUGCGCACUCAGAGCCCUCUGGUGCUGAGCGUCAGCUACAAUGGCUGCGAUGGCGAUGGACGCACGUUGGGAGCGAGCAUGGGAUCAGUGUUGACGCUUCCGCCAGACGAGGUGCACGAGGGCAGGCUGUGCAUCCGUGUUCGGGCCGUCAACCGCAACGGCGCUGAGUUCACUUUGUCAGUGUCGUAUCGCCCCGAACUCAAGUGGACGGUCGUCGCCUUCCUCGCCUCCACGUUGGUUCUCGUCGCUGGCACCUUCGCGGUUGUGUGCUUCAUCAAAGUUCGCCGUCGCUUCCACAAGUACCGCAUCUUCGCCGACGAGGUGAAGGACCGAAAGAGGAGCCUGAAGAUGGCAGUGAGAGACAAGGAGAGCCCCGACGAACCUCCGGGCAUGCGGCGUUUCACGCUUGUCGACAGCGACAGCAGCGACUCAGGGGAGGAGGUGGAGCUAGUGAGGGGAGUGAAUGCUUGAGCACGUGGAUCAUGUUUAUUACACUGCCUAUCUCGCC